AACAUACUUUUUUGCUUAUUACUUUUGUCAGUAUCUAUACCACUUAAAUGUAGAAUUAUGAACAUCUCUAUUGUAACACUUAGGAAUUUUCUCUUAACUUCACACUAUUAGGUUGUGGGGUUUUUUGUUUAUUUUAUCUUAAUAACAAAAAAUGCAAGUUCAGUCACCAACUUGCCCAGUUACAGUAUUGUAAAAUGCAUGCCAGUUUAUAUAAUGUUUCCUAAUAAUAUGCUGCUCUUUCUGUGGCUUUUUGUCUGGGCAGGUGUAUAUAUAACCCCAAAAAUUAGAUUUAACUCAUUCUUGUGAAUAUCAAAUUAUUUUCCGGUGGUAAGAUAUUAGGGAGAUUAUGAAUUUUGCUUUUAAAAUUUGGAGCUAACUUUUAUGUUUUGGUCAAAUCAUGUUUUCUCAAACACAAACUUCACUGAUUUUUACUUCAGUGAGUUUGCAUAGGACAAGGAAAAUACUAAACAUUCUUUGUUUUUUCUUUUUGUAGACUAUUUAUAUUUAAAUACAGAUGCAUAUGAAAUUAAUGGGACUGCAAGUUUCACGCCCUUAGCUUUAUGUGCCAGCAUCAACUUCACAGGCAUUUAGCAAAAAGAAGAAAAAUGGUCUUUUCCUCUACUAAUUCUUCCAUCUCCUCUUUAUAAGAGGUGGCCAGUGAAUCUGACAUGGCAGCUUAUUUGGGUGGGAUGCUAACUAGCUUUUUUUCCUUUCUCCACCUCCUUGUUAGCUGCUUAGCUGUCCCUGAGAUCAGUUCUCUGAUAGUGCAGCCAUCUGAAUUCUUGGACUGCUGACAGAGCAGGAACAAGGGGCUCAGGGGACAUAGGAGUGCCUUCAUUGGCAGUAGUUUUGGGUUAGCAAAACUAUAGCAUUGGUAGUUUGAGUAGUUCCAGUGACCUGCAACGUGGAAAUGCAUAGAAGAGGAAAAACUUCAGUACUAAAGUUUGCCAAUAGAGCUUUCCCAAAAUAUAGUGGUAAAAGCAAAAAUGUGAUCAUCUGUGAUAGAGUUGCACAAGAUGUUGAAGCAUCCUGUCCAUUUUGAUGUUAUAGGUAAAUUAGAUAAGUGUUUGAACACAGCACAAGUAUGCAGUCUGCUAAUGUACUUCUGAAAAAAAUUGUAAGAAGUUCUGUCCUUCCGUUUGCUGCACAGCAUGGGAUGAAAAAGGACUUGUUUCCACUCAGUAGAACUCUGAGUUUAUCACUUUGCCUGAAGCAGGACAAUUCAUGCAAUCCCCCCAAAAAACUAGAUUUAGAUGCAUGGAAAAAGGUAAUGAAGUCAGGGUUGCAAGAAGAAGUCAGUGAGACUGUCUCUGAGUGUAAGGAGCUUUCCACUUUGGCUGCUGCACGUGAGCUUUUGGAGAUGUGGAGACUAGCUGGCAGAUUGGUUCCAGAAAAUAUCAGUGAUGAACAGCUAAAAACCUUUCUGGAAUGUCCUUCCAAGUCAGCCAAAAAGAAGUAUUUAAGAUAUUUGCAUCUCAAAGAACUGUACAAGAAAAACGACAAAAGAAAGAUGGAUGAGAAAAGGGAAAGGAGGUUGGAAUCACAAGAGCAAGCUUCAAAAACUGAUGAGAACAAAAGGAAUUCAUUUAUAUGUUUGUGGGCCAACUGUAUGGAUAGAGCAUACAGUUGGAGGGUUGCUCAGUCUAUGAUCUUUGGCCAACCUCUAAUAUUUGACAUGUCUUACGAAAAAGAUAUGUCCGUCCGAGAAGUUGCAAAUACAGUGCGACAGAUAGUGUUAAGCGAAGGCUGCAAUCGAAGAUCUGUGGAUCCGUUCCACAUCCACUUCUGUAACUUCAAAGAUGACAGCCUCUAUCAUAAGGAAUUUAUCAAGCAUUAUAGAGAGGCAUGGGGCAAAUUGCUUAUCACUGUGACAGACCAGUGCUACACAGAUGUCUUUCCGAAGGAUAAGCUUAUCUAUCUGACUGCUGAUUCUCCCAAAGUAAUGAAAACAUUCGAUCAUGAUAAAAUCUAUAUUGUUGGGUCAAUGGUUGACAGGAGCAUAAAAACAGGAGUCUCUUUAGCACGGGCAAAGCGAUUGGGGUUGGAGACUGCAGCCCUUCCGUUGGAGAAGUACCUGCUUUGGAAUACUGGUGCUAAAAAUCUCACGCUGGAUCAAAUGAUGCAAAUUUUAUUAACCUUGAAAGAUACUGGAGACUGGAAGAAGGCUCUGGAAUUUGUUCCAAAAAGGAAAUACUGUGGCUUUGUAAGCAAGCCUGUACGUCAACUGCAAAAAACCUUAAACCUCAUCAACACGCUUAAACUUGGAAAGAGACAGGAAGAAGUACAAAAGCAAUUUGCCAAGAGCUACUCUAGGAAGCUAACACAAAAGUAGAGUGACGGGGAAGAGAAUGAUUUAUCACGGGCAAGAUGUGCCCUUGAAUGCUCCAGUUUCUUGGGACUUCUAGAACUGUAUUCAGCUAUUUAUCCCUAAAAAUGCCUUGUUGGUCAAGUUUGAAAGGACUGUUGUUAGGGAUUUUUAAAAAAAAUUACCUUAGUAUUCCAGCUGCUUGAACUUAUUCACACAUUAUUGAAAUUAUGUAAGAGAAAUGUGACAAUCUGUUUUUAAAAUUACUCUGUACAAAGAAUACAAAACUGUUCAGUUGAAUUGUGCUGGGACGAGGGUGACUGUAACUGAAUGCAAAGGUUGCUCUUCAGAGAAUGCCUCAGUGCUUUGAGUUUGCAAGGGGUGGAGGCCAUCUUACUCUAAAAGGUUAGGUAAGGCAAAAUAGAAGAGACCUUUCCCCGUUACUUCUCUCUUUUGAUGUGUAGAUGAAUUGGCUUUUGAUAACUGAACUAAAACCACAUGGUUAAAACCUAGCAUGAGUUUGGGGAGUUGCAUGGUUUGUUUCUGGGUGUUCUAUCUGGCACGAAUCGACUCCCUGUUUGGAAGGAAUAAUUCAAAUUUUCUUGACCCUGCCAAAAAUACACCUUAUGUACUUUUGUGUAAGACUUA
Grus americana (Whooping crane) is the source of this 2953-nucleotide messenger RNA. It is a transcript of the gene TRMT10C, whose product is annotated as tRNA methyltransferase 10C, mitochondrial RNase P subunit. Gene Ontology annotation, molecular function: tRNA binding. Gene Ontology annotation, cellular component: nucleus; nucleoplasm; mitochondrion. NCBI's taxonomy places the organism in Eukaryota, Metazoa, Chordata, Aves, Gruiformes, Gruidae. The record is from RefSeq and is a predicted model, not a curated record. The transcript has 2 exons. The coding region runs from base 1085 to 2332 and encodes 415 amino acids. Gene Ontology annotation, biological process: mitochondrial tRNA 5'-end processing; positive regulation of mitochondrial translation.